AUGGGCAGUAUCUCAGUGCGCAAAUGGAUCCGCUGGGUCCCUGAGGAGGCCAGUGAGCCAACUUCCACUCUCGUCCUCACCUCUCCCGGGCGGCACUUUGUUGAUCUGCGUAUCUACCUGCCCGAAGGCCAUCAAGGGCCCUGGACCGACCCUCUGCCCUUGUCCCGCCUGGAAUGGGGCAUCGCCGGCAUCUCAAUCUCGACCAAGCGCCCCGACUCAACCGGCAAGCUAGCAUCCUACUCAGCCUUCCACCAGUGGAUCUCAUCCCGCACAUUGACACCAGAGCUGUUCCCCGACGCGGGCUUCAUGUACUCCCAGCCCGACAACCUUGUGCUCGAAAAGGGCUCCAUGCUCAACCCUGACACGGGUGCCGACGGCGAGUAUGAGGAGCUCUGGCACGACGUCGACCCCACUGCCGUCCCCGGGGAGGGCGGUGUGAGAGUUCUGGUGGUCCAGCUGCAUGACGAUGAGCACCGUACGAGGGGCUCGGUCGUGAGGCUGGGAAGGCACAUGCAGGGUUUUGUGAGGGUUGGUGAUGAUGUUGCGCUGGAGAGGUGGGAGUGGGAUGAGGGAUGGAAGAGGACUGUGAAGAUUGGUGAAAUUGGGCUGCCUUGUGAGAAGAUCUUGAAGGGGGAGAAUCUGAGCGAAGGCGAUGUUGUUGAAGUGGGAGGAAAGCCGUGGAUGGUUGUCGAGGAGAGCGGGAAGCGCGAUGCUACUUCCAAACUGUAA
Molecule: messenger RNA, 729 nt
Organism: Fusarium vanettenii 77-13-4
Lineage: Eukaryota; Fungi; Ascomycota; Sordariomycetes; Hypocreales; Nectriaceae
Exons: 2
Coding region: 1-729 (242 amino acids)
Source: RefSeq, a predicted model, not a curated record